Dryobates pubescens (Downy woodpecker) is the source of this 1369-nucleotide messenger RNA. RefSeq names its product bystin like (gene BYSL). Gene Ontology annotation, molecular function: snoRNA binding. NCBI's taxonomy places the organism in Eukaryota, Metazoa, Chordata, Aves, Piciformes, Picidae. The coding region runs from base 35 to 1369 and encodes 444 amino acids. The record is from RefSeq and is a predicted model, not a curated record. Gene Ontology annotation, cellular component: nucleolus; preribosome, small subunit precursor; cytoplasm. Gene Ontology annotation, biological process: rRNA processing. The transcript has 7 exons.
CCUAGGCCGGCACUGAGGCUCAGCCCCCGCCGCGAUGCCCAAGGCCCGGCGGCCGCGGGGCUCCGGCCCCGAUCCCGGCCCCAUGCUGCCGCUGGCCGAGCAGAUCCUGCGGGAAGGGGCCCCGCGGGCCACGGUGCGGGAGAAGCGGCGCGGCAGGCAGGCCGGCGAGGAGGAGGAUGGCGGCGAGGGUUAUGUGGACGCGCGGCUGUCCCGGCGUAUCCUGGAGCAGGCGCGGCGGCAGCAGGAGGAGCUGGAGGCCGAGCACGGCCCCGGCGUGCCUGCCGUCGCUAAGCAGCGGAGCACGGCGCUGGGCCCGGCGGUGCGCGGCCCCGGCUCGGACUCGGAGGACGACGAGGAGUGGCCCUCGCUGGAGAAGGCAGCGCUGGUGGCGGGACGGAGCGGGGACUAUGGCGGGGAGGUGGCGGUGGACCCCGAGGACGAGAAGGCCAUCGAGAUGUUCAUGAACAAGAACCCACCGCUGAGGCGCACGCUGGCAGACAUCAUCAUGGAGAAGAUCACCGAGAAGCAGACGGAGGUGGAGACAGCGCUGUCGGAGGUAUCCGGCUGCCCCAUGCCCCAGCUUGACCCCCGUGUCCUGGACGUCUACAAGGGGGUCAAGGAGGUGCUGUCCAAGUACAGGAGUGGGAAACUCCCCAAGGCAUUUAAAAUCAUCCCUGCCUUGUCCAACUGGGAGCAGAUCCUCUACAUCACAGAGCCAGAGGCCUGGACAGCAGCUGCCAUGUACCAAGCCACCAGGAUAUUUUCCUCCAACCUGAAGGAGAGGAUGGCUCAGAGGUUCUACAACCUGGUGCUGCUGCCGCGGGUCAGGGACGACAUCGCCGAGUACAAGCGCCUCAACUUCCACCUCUACAUGGCCUUGAAGAAGGCUCUGUUCAAGCCAGCAGCCUGGUUCAAAGGGAUCCUCAUCCCCCUGUGCGAGUCAGGGACCUGCACGCUGCGGGAGGCCAUCAUCAUCGGCAGCAUCCUCACCAAGUGCUCCAUCCCCGUCCUGCACUCCAGCGCAGCCAUGCUGAAGAUCGCGGAGAUGCAGUACAGCGGCGCCAACAGCAUCUUCCUGCGGCUGCUGCUGGAGAAGAGCUACGCCCUGCCCUUCCGCGUGCUCGACGCCCUGGCCUUCCACUUCCUGGCCUUCCGCUCCGACCCCCGCCAGCUGCCCGUGCUCUGGCACCAGAGCUUCCUGGCCCUGGCCCAGCGCUACAAGGAGGACCUCUCCUCGGAGCAGAAGGAGGCUCUGCUGGAGCUGCUCAAGUUCCACAGCCACCCCCAGAUCUCCCCCCAGAUCCGCAGGGAGCUGCUGGGCUCCAAGACGCGAGACCUGGAGGGGCCGGAGCCGGCGGCCCCGCGGUGA